This is a messenger RNA of Dendronephthya gigantea, 727 nucleotides long. Its product is annotated as PITH domain-containing protein 1-like. The transcript is spliced from 6 exons. The coding region runs from base 61 to 684 and encodes 207 amino acids. The record is from RefSeq and is a predicted model, not a curated record. Gene Ontology annotation, cellular component: nucleus. Lineage: Eukaryota; Metazoa; Cnidaria; Anthozoa; Malacalcyonacea; Nephtheidae.
GUAAUAUACAUAAUGACAUAAUGUGAAACGUAACAUGAAGUAUUGUGUAGGCCAUCCAAGAUGGCAGGUUGUGGACAUGGUCGAUGUGAACAUGACCACACUCAUGGUAUCGGGGAAGAAAAAGGAUUUGAGUAUUCAUUGUAUAAAAAAAUAGAUUUCACCCACCUUGAAGUUCUGAACGAAGCUGAAGAAGGCUCUGGUAAAUCUGUCUUUAAACCAUGGGAAGAAAGACUCGAUUCUAACAAGUUUGUUGAAAGUGACGUGGAUCAGGAGCUGCUAUUUAAUAUACCGUUCACUGGUAAUGUGAAAUUAAAGGGGGUUAUUCUAGUCGGUGGGGAAGGUGAUUUUCAUCCUAGAGUUAUGAAACUUUUCAAAAACAAACCACAUAUGACAUUUGAUGAGACAGAAAUUGAGCCGGAUCAAGUGUUUGAACUAGUAGAAGACUUGAAUGGCACAGUAGAGUACAAUACAAAAGUGCCACGAUUUUCCAGUGUGCAAUGUUUAUCAAUAUAUUUUCCAAGUAAUUUUGGAGCAGAGACAACCAAAGUUACAUACAUUGGGCUUAGAGGAGAAUUUCAAGAGGCUCGACGGCACGAGGUGACCAUCUGUAAUUACGAAGCCAGAGCAAAUCCUGCAGAUCAUAAGACAAACUUUUUAGACACGGUCAACCAUGCAGUAUCAUGAUAUGUGCUGUGCAUUGGUGAACAUUGUUCACUGACAGUACGAA